This is a messenger RNA of Mytilus trossulus (common blue mussel), 4399 nucleotides long. Its product is annotated as synaptogenesis protein syg-2-like. Gene Ontology annotation, cellular component: plasma membrane; cell-cell junction. The transcript is spliced from 22 exons. Lineage: Eukaryota; Metazoa; Mollusca; Bivalvia; Mytilida; Mytilidae. Gene Ontology annotation, biological process: cell-cell adhesion. Bases 252 to 4292 code for a protein of 1346 amino acids. The record is from RefSeq and is a predicted model, not a curated record. Gene Ontology annotation, molecular function: cell adhesion molecule binding.
GAGUACAGGUGUUAUCAUAAUUCCACCAUUAUUCAGAUAAUAUUAAUACAUUUUAUGCAGAUUAGCUGAUAGCAUAAUUUUUUAUCCACUUGUUAUAUUCAAUAAUUUUAACAUUUGCUAGUUUUUCUUGAAUUUAUUAGAAAAUGGAAUAACACAGUUAGUCAGAAUUGUGUUGUGAGUUGUAGCCAAGUUUUUCCAGGAUUCCACAGUUUAUAAUUGAGAUUUAAGUGAAUUAUGUUAUAGUGAUAACCAUGGAUUAUACAGUGUAUUAUAUUUGGAUUACAUGUUUUAUUUCUUCAGUUUUUGCUGUGCAAGAAUUUACUGUUACUCCACAAGAUAAAAGAGUUGUUCAGGGAACCAGUGUUACAUUUGAAUGUAAAGUGAAAAACCAAGUUGGAAGAAUUCAGUGGAUAUAUAAUGGAGAACCAUUAGGAUUUGAUCCUAGUAUUCCUGCCUUUACCCGGUAUUCUGUUAUAACCAACACAGAUGGGGACAUCAAUGAGUUUAAUCUACAUAUUGUCAAUACUCAGUUGUCAGAUGAUGGAAGCUUUGAAUGCCAGGUUUUACCCAGUGAUGGCAAUCCUCCACUCAGAGCUUACGCUACCCUGACAAUACUAGUUCCGCCAGACAUUGUGGAGAUUGAUGGCUAUAGUAAUGGUACUAAAGUGGAUGUGAAUGAAUCCACACCGCUACUACAGUUAACUUGUCACGCUAAGAAUGCCAGACCUGGUGCAGGAAUAGAAUGGUAUAAAAAUGGACGACUUGUUACCACAAAUAUCAUUAAUACUACUGAACCAAUCACAGUUGAUAAAAGGGAGAACACAAAAAGUGUGAUAUCAAUACGAGGAGAUCUGAGGAACGAGCAACAAGGAGCAGUAUACACAUGUAGAGCUACACAUGAAGCUAUCACAAUCUCAACAUUACAGACUAUGGUGACACUUAAUAUUCUUUAUCCCCCAGCCAUUCCUAUUAUAACAGGGUACCAGUCUAAGAGUCCUGUAAGAGCAAAGGAUACAGUUCGUAUGAUCUGUGAGUCAGUAGGAGGGAAUCCUGCUCCACAAGUUGUUUGGUUUAAGAAUGAUAAGAAGUUAGACUAUUCCUUUAGUAUUGGUCAUGGAAAAUCUACAAAUGAGUUGACAUUUACUGCUGAUCCUUUAGAUAAUGAUGCUAUUUAUAGAUGUGAAUCGUCCAAUCAGGCAACACAGUUACCUCUGACAACACAAGUCACUCUUGUUGUCCAUUUUCCUCCAAAGUCUGUGACCAUCACAGGACAGAAGUUAGGGAAGGCAGGAGAGCAGAUACAACUCAAAUGUACAUCCUCAAAUACUAACCCUCCAACUAAUCUAGCAUGGCUGUCUAAAGGACUGACCGUGGCUGGGGCUAACGAACAGGUGGAAGCUUCUGAUCAGGGAGGUUACAUCACUACAUCAACCUUAACUGUUACCCUAACAAACCAGGAGCCUACUGUGUUGUUUAUGUGCCAGGCAGCUAAUUACAGUACUGUGGUCAGCACAAUAGAACUAAGUGUUUUGUACCCCCCCGGAAGACCUACUAUAGAGGGUUAUAACCCCAAUGAUUUUGUUGCUGCAGGCUCUGCCAAAAGCCUGAAAUGUGUAUCCAGUGGUGGUAAUCCAACUGCUACCUUAAAGUGGUUUAAAGGUAAUGAAGAAUUGACCUCUGAACCUCAGGUGAAUGUAGGAAAUGUGGUGACAUCAGAUUUGAUUUAUGUUCCCAAACCUUCAGAUAACCAAGCAGAAAUUAAAUGUACAGCAUCAAAUGAAGCUACAUCUGUUCCUUUGGAAAGAAAACUGACCAUUACUGUGUAUUUUCCACCCAUGUCAGUUAAUAUCACUUUUUCGCCUCCUGAACCUAAAUCCGGUCAAGUUUUACGCCUGACAUGUACCUCUGGACCAAGUAACCCUGCAGCUUCCAUUAUCUGGGUGAAGAGUGGUACCAGGAUGAGAGGGACUAACCAGGGAAACACUCCAUCAGACCAUGGUGGAUAUACUACAACAAAUAUCCUAGAGAUAGCAAGUCCUUCAUAUGACGAUCAUGGAGCUGCCUUCUUCUGUGAAGCUAAAAACCUGGUCCUGGAUAAAGGAUGGUCAGAUGCAGUCACACUCAAUGUUAAAUUUAAACCCGUAUUUAAUGCCUAUGCUACCCAUCACAUAGAGAUAGUAGAAGGACAGAGUGCGACCUUGAACAUGACAGCCCUGGGAAAUCCUAUUGACCUUACAUACAGUUUAUACAAGGAUGGUGUGGAAGCUUCUUCCUCAGCUGUGGACAUCAGUAAUGGCAUACUGGAACUGUCUAGUAUAGCUAAGAGUGAUUCCGGGUCCUACUCACUGAAGUCAGAAAACACUCAAGGGGCAACAUAUCACAACUUUACUAUUAAUGUUACAUAUCCUGCCUCUAUUACCACUAUUACAGAAGAAGUCAGUAAAGGUGUUGGUGGAAUAGCUUAUUUUGAAUGUGAGGCUGAAGCCAAUCCAUUGGUCCCUAACAUGAUCACAUGGUCUAGACAAGGCUUUGAUAUGACUAAAACUAAGCAGACAUAUGAUUCCUCUGGUAAAAGUUACCUUACCGUGACCGAGCUAGCCAAAGAGGAUUCUGGGAUGUUUACAUGUACAGCAGACAACAGAAUAGGUUCUCCAUCAACCAAAGAGGCCAAACUUAUUGUUGUUUUUGACCCCAAGAUAGAUAAGUCACCACAGUAUGCCAAGGCUGCAGGGGACCAAGGUGACACAAUUGAAUUGAUGUGUAAAGCUGAAGGAUCACCAGAAGUCCAUUUCAAAUGGAAAAAGGAUAAUGGAGAGAUUUCUAAUGGAGGCCAGUUUCAAGUUUACAGUAAAUUUCUAGAGGGUAACCUCUAUCAAGGAGAACUGAAGAUAGUAAAUGUAGUGAAAGCUAACUAUGGAAGUUACAUAUGUGAAGUGGCCAAUAAAAAUAUGACAGUCACAGACAUGUUUACAAUAAAUGUGGAUGGAACCAGUAUUCCUGAUGCUCCGUACGACUUAAAGUUCAUCAACUCUACACACGACAGUAUAACGGUCGCAUGGAAACCGGGAUUUAAUGGUGGAUUAACACAGACUUUUAUUGUCAUAAUACGUAAAUCUAACAUGAAUACCAAGACAACCAUAGAGCUUAAAGAGGAAGAUGGUACUAUCUAUUCUAUCAAAGGUUUAGAAAGAGCUACAGAAUACACCAUUGCAGUGAAGGCCAAGAAUGACCAUGGUCCAGCCUCAUCUUCUCCUGUACCUAUACAAGCUAAGACUUUGUUGUCCGCACAGGAAGGAGAUAAUCAGCUAGCCCAGUCAGAUGACGAUGACAUGCCAGUGAUAAUUAUACUGGUUGUCUGUAUCGUUGGGAUCUUUUUACUGGCUCUUAAUAUUGGACUGAUACUGUUCUUUGUUAGGAAGAGAAAAAAGAGAUUAGAAAGUAACAGUGAUACAACUAGUCAUACCAAUACUAUAGAGUUAUAUGGACCAAAUAAGGAAGCCAAUAUGUAUCCCAUGACUCCAUCAGAUGACGGUAGGAGUUAUGGAACUUAUGAGAAGAAUAUGGAUGGCUUUUCUGAUGACUACAGUAAUUAUGAGCAAAAUGAUGGUAAAAGUACAAGUACAAACAGUUCUCAUUGUAAUUGUUACCAGAUCAAGGUCGGAGUAAGAUCAAGUGUACGAGGGAUAAAGGGAAACUGUUGUCUUCCACACGACUCAUCAGGGGACGAAGAUGUUAAGCGUGUGUUCCUGCCUCCACCAGCGUAUCAGAGUAGGCAGUACACACCCAGUAAAUCUGAAUCUCCAAUUAUGAACCAUAAAACAUUCCUUUCUGAUUCUAGAACUUAUUUAGAUGAGCCAGAUAGACAACAAUGGAGAUAUGAAGAUCCAUAUAAGAAUAAUAGUCGAGGUAAAGGUUCGUUUGAUGACUUCAUAGACAAUGGCUAUGAUGAUGAUACACGACCAAAAAGUACAACAGAUUUUUCUGACAGAUCAAGUCGGACAACAUCCAGUAGUAGACUGGGCGGUAAAACUCCACCCCCUCAGCCUCCUGUCAGAUCAUCCAGUAAAGGGGCUACAAAUCAUUAUUCUCAAUCACCAGUCCCACCUCUACCUGCCAGAAACUAUGACUUGGAGGAGUUACCUCCACCUUUUGAGGAUGAACGAUAUGUUCGUCCACCAGGAGGAGAAAAUUAUUCCACAAACAUUAUACCAAAUCCUUCCUAUAAUGGACCAAUAUCUCGAGCCCCCUCUCGGACAUACCAAGAAGAUGACAUGAGGGGCCAUCUUGUGUAGCAGUCUGUCUGUGAUUCUUGCCUUUGUGAUUUAGUUCUGGUAGAACCAGCGUAUUAUGUACAAGAAUCAUUCCAAAAAUAUCUCAAUAUUAUCUUCAAAUCUUGGAU